Molecule: messenger RNA, 1038 nt
Organism: Striga hermonthica
Lineage: Eukaryota; Viridiplantae; Streptophyta; Magnoliopsida; Lamiales; Orobanchaceae
Source: the annotation of a GenBank genome assembly
AUGGCCCCACAGCUGAAAGACGAGCUCGACAUUGUGAUCCCGACUAUCCGCAACCUCGACUUCCUCGAGAUGUGGCGGCCCUUUUUCGAACCCUACCAUUUGAUCAUCGUCCAAGACGGUGACCCGAACAAGACCAUCAAGGUUCCCGAUGGCUUUGAUUACGAGCUCUACAACCGUAAUGACAUCAACCGGAUCCUCGGCCCCAAGGCCUCGUGCAUCUCCUUCAAGGACUCUGCGUGCCGGUGCUUCGGCUACAUGGUCUCCAAGAAGAAGUACAUCUUCACCAUAGACGACGACUGCUUCGUCGCCAAGGACCCGACGGGCAAGCAGAUCAACGCGUUGGAGCAGCACAUCAAGAACCUGCUCUGCCCAUCGACCCCACUUUUCUUCAACACGCUCUACGAACCUUUUCGAGAGGGAGCCGAUUUUGUGCGAGGCUACCCUUUUAGCCUCAGGGAGGGUGUGCCCACAGCUGUGUCGCACGGCCUAUGGCUCAACAUUCCCGACUAUGAUGCCCCGACCCAACUUGUCAAGCCACUCGAACGAAACACUAGGUAUGUCGAUGCGGUGUUGACGAUUCCGAAAGGCACGUUGUUCCCAAUGUGCGGCAUGAACCUGGCGUUCGACCGAGAUCUCAUAGGCCCGGCUAUGUAUUUCGGGCUUAUGGGCGAUGGGCAACCGAUAGGGCGUUACGAUGAUAUGUGGGCCGGUUGGUGUGUCAAGGUGAUAUGUGAUCAUCUAAGGCUAGGUGUGAAAACGGGCUUGCCGUACAUCUGGCACAGCAAGGCAAGCAACCCAUUUGUGAACCUGAGGAAAGAGUAUAACGGCAUAUUCUGGCAGGAGGAGAUAAUCCCCUUCUUCCAGAAUGCCGUACUCUCCAAGGACUCGACCACCGUGCAAAAGUGCUAUAUCGAGCUUUCCAAGCAGGUUCGGGAGAAGCUCGGGAAAAUCGACGAGUAUUUUGUCAAGCUGGCGGAUGCCAUGGAGACAUGGAUUCAGGCAUGGGACGAGCUCAACCCAGCUAGCAAAAAGAGUUAG